Molecule: messenger RNA, 3148 nt
Organism: Misgurnus anguillicaudatus (oriental weatherfish)
Lineage: Eukaryota; Metazoa; Chordata; Actinopteri; Cypriniformes; Cobitidae
Gene: amotl2b
Product: angiomotin like 2b
Biological process (GO): angiogenesis; hippo signaling; establishment of cell polarity involved in ameboidal cell migration
Cellular component (GO): bicellular tight junction; plasma membrane; cytoplasmic vesicle
Source: RefSeq, a predicted model, not a curated record
AUUCCAGGCGCGCUCAGUUAUUUAUGAGAGCCCAGCGCGCGCCUACGAACUCAUAACCCAGCCAGACGUACACGCGCAAACAUAUAAACUAUGAGAUAAUCUACGUACAUGCACUCAGAAAUCAACGCGAUUGGAUUUUAUUGGACUAUUAUAAAUGCCAUUAACGGAAUCAGUGUGGAAUAAAAGUAUUGGUUGGACCAAUUCACAUACCAAACACUUGUCAAAUAAAAUGAGAGGUGAAGAAGCAUCUGGCACUGUUCUGCACAGACUGAUCCAAGAGCAGCUUCGCUAUGGAAACCCCACAGAUGCGCACACACUCCUGGCCAUCCAGCAGCAGGCCUUGCGACGAGGAGGAGGUGUUGGAGGUGGCAGCGGUGGUGCUUGCUCCCCCCAGUCUUCAUUUGAGAGCCUCAGCCAGGAGGAGCUUCAAUCCCCGCAGCUCUCCACUCGUCAAGAGCCACAGGGUCAAGAGCACCAGGUUGACUAUCAACAAUCUGAAAACUACAUAACUUACCCCCAACAUGCCGAGGAGCUGCCCACCUAUGAACAAGCCAAAAUUCAUUCUCAAUAUUUGGCAUCCCAGUGGUGCCAACCACUACAGGAUAGUGUAAACAGCCAGAAGCCUUUUGGGGAUGAAGACACCUGGGAUCCCAAGCAAGGUCACACACGGUCACUCAGUGAGCGAUUUCUGCAGCUUUCAAUGGACCGCAAUGCUAGCAAAACAUCUUCUGUUGAGUGCUCCUAUAGUUACCCACAGGUUCAUGAAUGUCAUACAAACCAGCACUUACCACAUAACCAGACGGUUUUGGAGUACAAUAUCCAAGGACCUUAUACAGAACAUCCAGUUCAAGGAUUCACGCUAGAGUAUGAGCCGUGCUACAGACCACCACCACCUUUUUAUUCUCAUCACAACAGAAACAUCCCACCUGUGCAUUCACCAGAAGUUUGUCAUGUACUCUCCACGUCGCCCCCUGCUGGCAGGGAGGUCUCAUCUUGCAGCCACAGUGAAAUGGAGAUGCUCAUGCAGGAGAAUAAGAGACUGAGACAGGAGCUGGAGGGACACACCGAAAAAGCCCUUAAAAUUCAGAAGCUAGAACAAGAAAUCCAGAGGAUAUCAGAGGCCUAUGACACAUUGAUGCAGGGCUGUGCCAAAAGAGAAACCCUGGAGCAAGCGCUCAGAAACAAGCUGAUGGGGGAAAUCAAGAGACUGCAGAAUUCAAACAUUCAAGCGACAAAAGACGCCGAGGCCGCUGAUCAGAACCAGCAGGUUAUCGUCAAGCUCCUUCUGCAGAAUGAAGAACGGCAGUUGCAGUGUGAGCGACUGGAGCAGGAGACGCAGCAUCUGCGAAAUAAAGCAGAGCUGCAGCUGCGCAAGAGUGAAUCUCUGGAGGCGACCCUCAGGUCUGCGCAGAUGCGCAGCCAACAGCUUUUGACAGAGCUGCAGAGGAAGAACGCGUACGUGGAGAAGGUUGAGCGUCUGCAAGGGGCUCUGGCACAGCUACAGGCAGCUUGUGAAAAACGAGAAAGGUUGGAAAUGCGCCUGCGGACACGGCUAGAGCAGGAACUGCGCAGUCUUCGAUCUCAACAGAGACAGUCUCAGGCAAUCAGUGGACCCCAAGUAAACGUGUCCAAUCUGCAAGAGCUCCUUGAGGAAAAAGAGGAGCGCAUUUUGUCCCUGGAGGCCGACAAGACGCGCUGGGAGCAGAAGUAUUUGGAAGAGAAGACCAUGAGGGAGUUCGCGAUGGACGUGGCCGCAACCGCAGCAGCUCAGAGAGACACAACUAUCAUCAACCAUUCGCCUUGCCAUUCCUCCAACAGCAGUUUCAUUGAGGAGCUACCGUCUUCUGAACACAAGAACCAGGAGGUGGAGAACAGAAUUCGUGCUCUACACACCCAGAUUUUGGAAAAGGACACAGUGAUUACUAUGCUAAAGUGGAGACUUGAGAAGGAGUCAGGAAGUCUCCGCCCAGCCAUCUCUGAACCCUCCAUCAGCACCUCUCAUCUCACUGGCCAAUGCAAAGGAAAGAGUCAUUCGGACGAUCAGACGUCUUGCACUUCACAUUCUCUUGUAGCUGGACCGGGACAGUCUAAGCCACUGAAACACGCCACAGAUCAAGCCUACAACCUCAAUAACACGCAGCUAUCAUCAUCCCAUGUGGACCUUUUCAAGGGCUUGGAUAAUGUGGAGGCUGAAGCAGUUGAGAUCUUCAUAUGAUAAAGAACAUUUGGGCAGAUUGAAAAUAAUAACCUGUCUGAUGAUGAGGUUGGACGUACACACAAAGUAAAUGACUUUACUGUGGUAAAGAAAUAAUCCAGCUGCUCCUGCGAAAAAGCUGAGCUCCUAAAGGUACAACAGUAUCUCCAUAGUGGCAUUUUUUGAUUCAGCGGUGAACUUGGCUGCUGGUGACAAUACUUUUCAGUAUUUAAAAGAAUCCCGUAGAGGAGGGUUGAUACAAAACCAGAACACUGUGUUUUGGCCUUCUGGCUGUCUCCUAUAUCCUACCUCUUUCAUUUGAUAUUAUUGUACCUCCUCUCAGCAGACCUGUGGUUACUUCACCACAUUCCACUUCCAUUGAAUUCUUGGAACGCUCACAUGUACUCUUCAACUCCACCUUCAUCGAUUGUUAGACACGGUGAAGCAUUUUUCUUGUGUUUUUCUAGUUGUGGCUGCAACGCCCUUCAAUGGGAGCGGCCUCAUUUCACUUAUAGGAAUGGCACGCUUCAUACUGUUGUGUUGUCAUGCCAAAUAAAUCUUAAGAACUCUGUCAGACAGAAAACUGAUUGUAGUAUAUUAUAAUAUGCUUUCCUGUAUUUGUAUUAUUAUUAUUUUUUUACAUGUACACUCUCAAAAAGCACAUUUGCUGGUCAAAGUGUUAAAGAGAGUAUUUUGUUGUGCUAUAAAAGGUAUACAGUUACUCUAUUUUAAAGUAAAAUGUUAAUAUAUUUUCUAACUAAGCUAAGAUUAUUUUAUGUUGCCUGUAUGUGAUGCUGAGGAACGAAAGCCAAAGAGCAUUUCAGUGAUGUUGUGUGUUCAAAAUAAUACGUGACCUUUUUUUUAAACCAGAAAAGAAGUGAAUGCUCUGAAACAUUUCAUGAAUCUACAAUAAAGCUAUUAAUAUAUCAAUAAAACAGGCUCUAGUGAAAUAUA